AUGGCCACGUUAGCUUUGUUGCUAUUGCUAGCUUCAUAUGUCAAAGCUCAAGCUAGCCUUUUUGAUAUAAGAAAAUAUGGUGUAGUACCUAAUGGAGAUAUAACCAUGGCUUUGCAAAAAGCUUGGAGGGAUGCAUGUGUAUCAACAACUCCAAGCAAAGUUGUGAUUCCUAGCAAUAAAUACAAAUUGAGACAAAUAGACUUUAUGAGACCUUGCAAGGCUCCUAUUGAGAUCCUGGUUAAUGGGAUAAUUAAAGCUCCCAAAAAUCCAUUCGACGUUAGUGGUCAAAAUCAAUGGGUUAGAUUUGGAUAUAUUAAUUUCUUAACAUUAUCUGGCAAUGGAACUUUUCACGGUCGAGGCAAAAUGGCUUGGAAACAAAAUAACUGUUCAACAAACAAGAACUGCAAGAAGCUCGCCAUGAAUUUUGGCUUUGGUUUUGUCAAUAAUUCAGUAAUUCAUGACAUAACUUCAAAGGAUAGCAAAUAUUUUCAUGUGAAUGUUUUUGGAUGCAAGAACAUUUCAUUUACAAACUUCAGAGUUAGUUCACCUGCAUAUAGUCCUAAUACAGAUGGAAUUCACAUUGGAAAAUCAACUCAAGUGAAGAUUACUAACUCAAAAAUUGGCACCGGUGAUGAUUGCAUAUCUCUAGGUGAUGGGAGCAAAGAAGUCACUAUCCUAAAUGUAACAUGUGGACCUGAACAUGGUAUUAGUGUUGGAAGCUUAGGAAAAUAUUCAAAUGAAGAUUCUGUAGAAGAUGUUAUUGUCAAGAAUUGUACACUAAAAAACACAAACAAUGGUCUAAGGAUCAAAACUUGGCCUGGUACUGCAAUAAUUUCUCUUGCGUCUGAUUUGCAUUUUGAAGAUAUCACAAUGAUUAAUGUCAGCAACCCUAUAAUUAUCGAUCAAGAGUACUGCCCAUGGAAUCAAUGCUCAAAACAGAGUCCAUCAAAAAUAAAGAUAAGCAAAGUCACUUUCAAAAACAUUAGAGGAACUUCUGCAACUCAAGAAGGAAUUACUCUUGUCUGUAGCAGUGGUAUUCCGUGUGAAACCGUGGAGCUCAGUGACAUAAAUCUAAGAUUUAAUGGAACUACUCUAGUAACUGCGAAAUGUGCAAAUGUCAAGCCCAAAAUUGGAAGGAAAGCACCCAUAUGUGCAACUUAGAUGGAAGCAAGCUAGAGUUUUCUUUGUUUAGCCUACCAUUUAAUUUGA
Molecule: messenger RNA, 1209 nt
Organism: Glycine soja
Lineage: Eukaryota; Viridiplantae; Streptophyta; Magnoliopsida; Fabales; Fabaceae
Product: polygalacturonase-like
Exons: 4
Coding region: 1-1161 (386 amino acids)
Biological process (GO): carbohydrate metabolic process
Molecular function (GO): polygalacturonase activity
Source: RefSeq, a predicted model, not a curated record